UCUACAUAUUGAAUUGCCUUAAGAAGUUGUCAACUUAAAAGGCGGGUCAGCCUAGUAUAAAUAAGUAUUUGCAAACAGGUUCGUUUUUCACUUUAGCAACACCGCCCAACAAAAAAAAAAAAAAUGCCGCGAUAAAGUUGAUUUUCGGAGCGACGUCUCCCUUGGCGCAUGAGGAAAUAAAACACAUCAGCGCUAGCGAGCCGAGCUCAUAAAAUUACGGAAUAAAACAAGAAAUUUAGAAAACGGCGUCACGGAGCCUUCCAUGUAAUGGAUAGAUACCUAAUUAUGUAGCAGCUAGUCGGUGGCAUCCUGUCAGGGAAGCACAAGACGAAUUCCUAAGUUUAAGUUGUAGAAGAGAAGUAGACGGGCAGGGACGUCCUAUUUAAUUCCGGUCCUCCAGAUUCCAUACUGACAAAAAGGCGCGUCCCCUGAGCACAGCUCCGCACCAGAGGUGAGUUACACCUGUGGCCAGGCAUCUACGGCUGAAACUGUAAUUAAAAUCUACCUUCGAAGAGAGAGAGAGAAAAAAAAGGUAGUUCACAAUGCCUGGAAGAGACCUUAGGAAUGCACUUGCGAUUUUAGUUUGUAUGGUUCUGUUCUUCAUCAUCUUGGGUCCAUGUAAUUUAAGGCAGUUCUCUCAAUAUUUAAGUCCUGUGCCACCAGAUGACAAAUUUAUUUUGGUCAAAGACACAAUUUCUCAGAUUGAAAGUGCCAGACAUCUUCAGGUGUCCGCCUACUUGGAUGAAAGGAAAGGAAUCCAAGUCGUUCGGAUCAUCACCAUGUUUUACAGAAAAGGGCCAAAUAAUCUUCUUUGUAUUUUUAACUGCAAAAGUGGCCUCCUCCUUAUCAGCCAGGCUGUGAUAGAACAGCACAGUGACAAUUUUGGCUUCGCAUUUGUAACUGCAGAUAUUUUUUGUACAAUGUCCCAUGCAUGUAAGGCCACACAUGUCUGUCUUCGAACACAAGAGUUUUUACUAAAUAACUUGAAUGCGAUACCAAUUCAAAAUCUGCAACAGCGUAAUGAUGGCUUUGAGCGAGACUUGACGGUCUGCAUCUCCAAUCUCUUUGGUGACUACAAUAAUGUCUUGCAGUUCAUCCAGACCAUGGAGGUGUACAAGAUACUGGGGAUCGGGAGAGUAGUGAUCUACAACACCAGCUGCAGCCACAUGCUGGAGAAGGUCCUGCAGUACUACGUAAAUGAGGGCACCUUGGAGGUGAUCGCUUGGCCGAUCUCGGAUUUCCUCAAUCCUUCAUUUGGCUGGAAGUUUGAAGAGCACGGUGGGGACAUUCACUAUUUCGGCCAGCUCACGACUCUCAAUGACUGUAUUUAUCGCAACAUGUACAAGUCCAGGUUCCUGCUUCUUAAUGACAUUGAUGAGAUCAUUGCACCUUACCAGCACACAAAUCUGAAAGUGAUGAUGGAUGAGUUAGAGAAGGAACAGCCUGACACGGGCGUAUUCCUAGUAGAGAACCACAUCUAUCCAUUUAACGUGUUUGAUGAUAGUGGAAGGUUCAAUCUAUCACUGUGGAGGCAAGUACCAGGAAUAAAUAUCAUGGAGCACAUCCACAGAGAGCCAGACCGUAAAAAUAUUGCAAAUCCUACCAAGAUCAUAAUUAACCCCCGUAAAGUGGAGCAGACGUCGGUGCACUCCGUUCUGAAGAGCUUUGGAAACCAAUACAGGGUGCCUUUUGAUGUCUGCAGGAUCGUACACGUGCGGGUACCUUUACAGGGCCAUCUGUCCAAAGAGGAGCUGAUUGUGGACACCAAAUUGUGGGAAUAUCACAAGGAGCUGGUCCCGAGGGUCAAUCAAGUCAUUCGAGAAAGUGGCAUUUUGAACUAAGGGCAUUGCUAGGUUUGUGCCAAGAUAUGAAGUAGAUCUCUUUGAUGGGUUUUCACCCUGAGAUGCAGAAGUUGCACAAAGUGAAAAAUCUAGUCCUUGGUGGUUAGUAACCAUGAAGGAGUGGCUGACAUGCAUAGAAUUGUGUGUAUUUGCUACCCCCAUUAUACGAGAUGUUGUUACAGGUAUUUCAUUUGUGAAUAUGUAUUUAUAAAAUAUGUGAAUUUAAACACUGUGUUAAUCUGUGUAGAAACAGUAAGAUAUGGGACACUUCAGAACUGAACCAGUUUCAAGAUUCCGCUCCACUUCUAGACUGAGGACUCUCUAAAGGACGAUCAUCUGGCUUUUGUCAGUAUUACUUUCUACUUCAGGAUCAUCAGCAGCUUUCCUAAGAAUGAAAGUACCUUAAAAUUUAUCCUCAUUGUUCCAAUGUAUCCUGCCUACUACUCUGGUCCCAUGCACUUUGAGCAUUCUACUUUGUAAGAGAGGGCACUUCGUUCCAGCCAU
Messenger RNA from Polypterus senegalus (gray bichir), 2345 nucleotides. RefSeq lists its product as uncharacterized. The record is from RefSeq and is a predicted model, not a curated record. Lineage: Eukaryota; Metazoa; Chordata; Cladistia; Polypteriformes; Polypteridae. The transcript has 2 exons. Bases 543 to 1841 code for a protein of 432 amino acids.